Messenger RNA from Phycodurus eques (leafy seadragon), 3360 nucleotides. RefSeq names its product calcium binding protein 39 (gene cab39). Gene Ontology annotation, molecular function: protein serine/threonine kinase activator activity. The transcript has 9 exons. Lineage: Eukaryota; Metazoa; Chordata; Actinopteri; Syngnathiformes; Syngnathidae. Gene Ontology annotation, biological process: intracellular signal transduction. The coding region runs from base 243 to 1268 and encodes 341 amino acids. The record is from RefSeq and is a predicted model, not a curated record.
GUGACAAACUGGCUUGUGCUAACGCUAGCAGCCGGACUGCGGACACCGGACAGUGUCAGCGUGCGUACUGGCCACACAACUAACUCGAGUACCAACAAGAGGGGGACGACGACGCGGACUUUUUUGUUUCGAGGAGGGCCCGCGUCGCCUUUUACCGACGUGACGAAUAGGGGGAAACGAGCAUAAACGCCGUUCACGAGGUGGAGCGCGCGCUGCCCAGUUUCUCGUGGUAACCCACCGCCAUGCCGUUCCCCUUUGGCAAGUCCCACAAGUCGCCGACGGACAUCGUCAAGAAUCUUAAGGACAGUAUGACGGUGCUCGAAAAGCACGACAUUUCUGACAAAAAGGCUGAAAAGGCUACAGAAGAGGUGUCAAAGAGCCUAGUGGCCAUGAAGGAAAUCCUGUAUGGGACUAAUGAGAAAGAGCCCCAGACUGAAGCAGUGGCCCAACUCGCUCAGGAGCUCUACAACAGUGGCUUGCUCAGCACACUGAUAGCAGAUCUGCAACUCAUUGACUUUGAGGGCAAAAAAGAUGUAGCUCAGAUCUUCAACAAUAUUUUGAGACGUCAGAUUGGUACUCGGACACCGACGGUGGAGUACCUCUGUACCCAGCAAAAUAUACUCUUCAUGUUACUAAAAGGGUACGAGUCUCCAGAGAUUGCCCUCAACUGUGGGAUCAUGUUGAGGGAAUGUAUCCGACAUGAACCACUGGCCAAAAUCACACUGUGGUCAGAGCAGUUUUAUGACUUCUUCCGAUAUGUGGAGAUGUCCACGUUUGAUAUUGCCUCAGAUGCAUUCGCCACUUUCAAAGACCUCCUCACAAGACACAAGCUACUGAGUGCAGAGUUUCUGGAACAACAUUAUGACAAGUUCUUUAGUGAAUAUGAGAAGUUACUCCACUCUGAAAACUAUGUGACAAAAAGGCAGUCUCUCAAGUUACUGGGAGAGUUGCUCCUUGACCGGCACAACUUCAGCAUCAUGACCAAAUACAUCAGCAAGCCAGAAAAUCUGAAACUCAUGAUGAAUUUGCUACGUGACAAGAGCCGCAACAUCCAGUUUGAGGCGUUCCAUGUUUUUAAGGUGUUUGUGGCCAACCCUAGCAAGACGCAGCCCAUCCUGGACAUCUUACUGAAGAACCAGGCCAAGCUCAUCGAGUUCCUCAGCAAGUUCCAGAAUGACAGAACAGAAGACGAACAGUUCAAUGAUGAAAAGACCUACCUGGUCAAACAGAUCCGGGACCUCAAGAGACCCACCCAGCAGGAAGCCUGAGGCAGGGUGCCAAGGGCAAGGAGGGGGCGGAGCCACCAUUUCUUGGCUGCUUAACGGACCCAUCGACUGCUGCUGUUCUGGUCUCGAACAAAAUUUCAGCAAACAAACUUAAGACAACAAAAACAUGCAUUUGAAGUUGUUGGGAAGUUUCCAGCCCAUCAGUGAACAUUGUUCAUUGUGUAUUUCUUUCCCCCCCUAGAGUUUUUGUUUAAAGGAAAACCGUAGAUGCUGCUGCUUUCAUGCACCUUGAACCACAUAUGGUCCAAUAACACAUUUGUCCAUCAUAAACAAGUCAGUUAACCAUGAAGGCAGACUUCUAACUUGAGACACGCAUAGGAAGUCAAGAAUUUCAGUCUUACUGAACACUCGUAUAGCGUUUUAACAGCUACAGAUUCAUACACACCCUCUGCAAGAAUAUGGCCUCAAACUUUUAUGAUGGAAAUGGUACGAGAAACAUGGUUACCUUUUCCCGCAUGCCUUGGAAGGUGACAGAUGGGUGUCUGCACCUGAUGGCGGCGCUGCUGUGGCCUGACCAGUGUGGCUGUCAUGUUCAGUGGUCCGACAGUUACAUGCACGUGCGUCAAUGCCUUCAUCAAUACAGUGUGUGGCGACAACUCUGAUGCCAUGACACGCGCUAGUCUUGACCCCCUGUGAGCUGUUAAAUGACCCAGCACUGAAAAUACUCAAGAGAAGGAAGAGAGAUGUAAUUAAUGAAAGCUCCAAAGUCCUCCCUCUGUUCUUUUCGUAGACAGGGAGAACAUGUAAAUAUGCUUUUUUUUUUUUCUUUGUAGAUUAUUUUUUUUGUUAACCUUAACAUAGGAAUAUAUUAUUUGUAUUUACCUUAAACAUGAAAGUUAAUGGUAAUCAAAUUACUUUCGAAACCUUAAGUGAGACAAGUGUCAUUGUUUUUACAUUUCAUUUUACUGCUGAAAUGGUUGCUGGGUUUCUUGUACGUAACUUAAAGGGCAGCUCCCAGUUAGCUACCCAUAUUUAACAGUGGUGACAAAUUCAUUUUUUUGCCAUGGGCUACAUUGUAGUAAUGGUUUCCCUCAGAUGGCCGUUUUGACUGUGAGCCCAUAUAAACAUCAUCACCUCAUUAUUACAUAUACAAGACAAAUUGACGGACAACUAAUUGGUGAGUACAAAAAAAAAAAAGUUCACUAUUCAAUUUAUUUUAAAAGGGGGAUUGGUAACGAAAAUGCUAGCAAUUGUCUCAAAACUAUUAAAAGUGAAGACAAUUUGCAAAUUUGGUAUUUUAGCAAGAAACAUCUCAGUGCACAUGAUCGAUUUGUGCGGGCCACAUAAAAGCAUGCGGUGUGCUUAGUCUGGACUCCAGGCCUCGAGUUUGACACCUGUGCUAUAAGAUAUUAAUAAAAUGCACAAAGAAUUAAACGGAAUAAUCAGAAAGGGAUCAGCUUGAUUUGUCAGCACUUUGCUGGUUGGAUGGCUCUAACAUCACUCCUGGAUAGGAAAGGAAGGUUGAAAUCAGUAACCAAUUCCCUGCUUUGUGACUGACUAACUAAAUUGGAGAUGAGCAUGUGCACUGAGGUGUCCCCACUCCUCAAUAUCAAUGAUUUGUAUUUCCCUCGUCAUCCUGACCUAUGGGCUUGUUUCUUGGGAAGUGCUUUUAUGGUAACUUCAGCAGGACCUUGGUAGCUUUCUUACGCCCUUGUUUUGUAGUCAUUUAAUGGAAUAUAAGGCCAGUACAAUGAGUGUUACACAUUUGUGGCUAAGAAUAUACGAUGAGCAUCAUGGUUUGUCCAUAUGGUACUAUAGACAAAGCUAUGAGCAGAAUUGCAAUGAGUUGACAUCGUCCACAUAGUGUGAACUAUAGAUUCAAACAGGUCAGAAAGGUCACAGCACUGCUCACUCAGAGCCCAGCUCCUCCAUGCACAUUGAACAUGCAUGUUCCUACACUGGCUGUGCAUGAUGCUGUCCUAAUGGUGUUCUACUGGAAUUGUUAAUUUAACAACUUUGAAAUGUCACAUUGAACUUAGCUUGUAUGCAGCUUUUGACACCAAUUUCAGCAUAAAACUUUCGGAAGUGUCAGAGGCCCGAGCCCUAUGAGAAUAAAGGGGAAAAUGAAUUGUGA